AUUGUUUUCAUUUUCUUAUUUAUACAUCCUCUUUUUUUGUUGCUCUCUUUUUUUAUUUGAAUAUAUUGAAUAAAAAAAAAUAAAAAAAAAUAAUCUCUUAUUUCUGCCACUUUUCAAAAAUUCUUUCACCAUCCUCAUUUCUUCAUCAAAAAUUGAUCUCAAUAACCUCAUCUCUUCUCAAUAUCUCCCAUAUUGACUUUACCUCCUACACACAUUAUAUACUCUAUAAUUCACAUAUAACAUGACUUUAAAUGGUUGUUAUAUAGACAACAACUUACAAUUCGUUAAAAAAAUUGGUGCUGGUGCAUAUGGAAUAGUCUAUCUUGUUCAAGAUGUCUUCACCAAACAAAACUACGCUUUAAAAGUCGUCUUGAAAAAACCAAUAUCAAAUAAAGAAAGACACAACAACAACAACAACAACAAUAACAACAACAAUAACAAUAAUAACAUAAGAAUAGUGGAUAACAAAUUCAAACAAAACCAAGACAAACCCUCCAUAAUAAUCGAACAGUCUCUAGAAAACUACAUCAAAUUCCAAAACAACUCCCACCUAUCCAAAAACCAAAUCAACUACCUAGACCUCAACAUCAUUAAGAAAUUUGGCUCAAAUUGCAACCUUCUAAAAGAAAUAUCCAUCCACUUAAAAGUCAACGACCACUCCAACGUCGUCACCAUCCACAAAGUAUUUGAAAGCCACAACUUCCUAUUCACUCUAAUGGAUUACUACUCUGAAGGUGAUUUGUUUCUCAACAUUGUUGACAAAAAAAUAUACUCAAACAACCCCUCCAAGAUCAAAAGUGUCUUUCUACAACUACUAAACGUUAUAACCUACUGCCAUUCCAAAAAUGUCUACCACUGCGACAUCAAGCCUGAAAAUAUUCUUGUUGCUAACAAUGGCAACACUCUCCUACUAGCUGAUUUUGGAUUAGCUAUUCAGAACGAAUAUGUCUCUGAUAACCUCUGCUGUGGCUCUUCUUACUACAUGGCUCCUGAAAGACUAGUGUCUCAUGACAACCAAAAGAUAAACUCUCUCAUCACCCAAAACAAUAUCAAUCUCAACCUCAACCCCAAUGCCUCCAAUAACCCAAAUAAUUUCUUUCCAACUUCUGCUGGUGACAUCUGGUCCUUGGGCAUAAUACUCAUCAACCUAACCUGCAUUCGCAAUCCAUGGAUGAAAGCAUCAAUAAAGGACAACACCUUUAGAAUUUUCUUGAAAAAUAAUUAUAUUCUCUACAAAAUCCUUCCUAUAUCCAUCGAACUAAAUGAUAUACUAAUCCACAACUUUUUUAUCAUGGACCCAUUCAAAAGAUCCUCAACUUCCUCCCAAGUAGUUCUUAACAAUAUCAAAGACAGAAUAAUAAAUUGCAGAUCAUUCACCAAAAAUGGCCCACUCUCCAUCUGCGAUAUUUACUAUCCUGAUGACUACAACACCAACACCAUCGUCAACAAUAUCAACACAAUCAACGGCAUUACCAACAACGUUACUGUUUCAACCAACGCCAACAAUAACAACAAUAUCAAUACUUUUUUCAAUUUGAAUGACAACUCCUACUCAAACGUCGCUUCAAAUCUUAACGACGAUCCUAAAGAAAAUGAAAUUGUCUAUUGCAAUAAUAACAAUAUCAUCAACCCCAAUGAUAAAAAUACUUACAAUUAUGUCAAGAGCUUUUUCCAUUCCAAAUAUAAUACCAAUAAUACUCCAGUAAACAAUGCUAACAACACUAACAACAAUAUCAACAUAGCAUCAAUAAAUAACAACUACAACAAUAACAAUAACAAUAUUGUUACACCCGUUGGGUCGCCAAAUAAAAAAUGCCCCUUUACUAAUAUUAUAUCUACUUCUCAGCCUACUACUAAUCUCAUGAAUGUCAACUACUAUAUCAAUAAAAAUCACCACAAUAAUCACCAUUCUAACCACUUGAGCUCUCAUGGCAAGAGCUCGCCUAGGAAUUCCUCAUUAAAUUUAAAUACAUCAAAUAUCUUGAACAUUUUGAACAAUUCCAACAUUAUUAACUCCAACGUUAUUAAUUCCAAUGUUCCAGAAAACAACAAUCACAAAAAUAUUAAUAAUGACUCAUUUGCUUCCUCGAUAUCGUCUAAUAAUACCUCGCCUAGUUCUUCAAUAGCCUCUUCAGUUAACUGUUCAACUACAUCGUCAAUAUCGACUGAACUUGAAGAAAACAAUAUCAACAACAAUAAAAAAGUGAAUAAUAGUAACUUGAAGAAUAUUAAUAAUGAUUUGAAUAAUAUUAAAAAUCAAGCCGGCAAGCCCUUAAUAGGCACACCGAUAAAUGGAGGAUUCAAUGAAGACAACAAUGUGAAUUACUUGGAAAAGAAAUAUUCACCACAGGACUACUUUAGAAGUGGAAAUGAUAAAUUGUAUGACUAUUUAUCUGUGAAGGUUAAAAAUCAACAAGAAGCUGGACAGAAAUACGAGAAUAAUAAAUGUCCAUUUUCAUUCAUUUCAAGUUCUAACAGCAAUGCUAACAGCUACAAUAUUAACACUAAUAGCAAUAAUUAUAAGAAUUAUAAGAAUUAUAAGAAUUACAAUGGUAAUUUUAUUAAUAAUUUGAAUAAUUAUAAUAACUACAAUAACAAUAAUUAUAAUAAAGUAACUAAUAAUUCUAAUAACAAUGCCUUUAGUUUCAUUGGAUGUUUAUAGGAAAAGAGUUACAUUUUUUUUGUCAUAUAAAUUAAAUUUA
Molecule: messenger RNA, 2702 nt
Organism: Ascoidea rubescens DSM 1968
Lineage: Eukaryota; Fungi; Ascomycota; Saccharomycetes; Ascoideales; Ascoideaceae
Gene: SKS1
Product: putative serine/threonine protein kinase SKS1
Exons: 1
Coding region: 242-2662 (806 amino acids)
Biological process (GO): protein phosphorylation
Molecular function (GO): ATP binding; protein kinase activity
Source: RefSeq, a predicted model, not a curated record